AUGUUUGCAAACUUUGAGCUUUAUUCAGGGGGUUGGGUGAACGCUGAGCAGAAACGAAAACGUCGACGGUCUCGAAAGGGAUGCAUUCCAUGCCGGGAAAGACGCAAGAAAUGUGAUGAGUCUCGACCCAUGUGCGGCCAAUGCUCUACGCGUCGGGCCACUUGCCGUUGGCACAAAAUCUCAGAUGACGCGCCUAAUUCCGACGCUGAGGGAACCCAGAACUCUCGAUCACCAGGCCCAAGAAGUUACCAAUCUCCAUCUUCCUCAGUCUCUGAAUUGAUCUCGUCGGCAAGCGAGGCUGGAGGCUUCAGCAACGUAAAUAGUCCAAGCGACAUGGCCGUUGCGUUGCCACUCUACAGCCUGAGUGUCUCAAAUGUGUUUUCCGAAUGCGCCAGAAGCCUACCAUCCUGCUCCAUGGUAGACUUGCUACAGGUGUUUGACCGAGCAACAUCAGGUCAUGAUUUUGGCGGGGAAUAUUCUCUCCUGACCCAGGGAUUUCCUUGGCUCUCGAGAUCUCCAGGCAUGCUCCAUGCUUGGCUCUCAUGUUCGGCGAUGCUCAUCUCACAGUUCCAAACAAGUUGGCGAGCACAUGCGCUUAGGCAGUAUACACAGGCCAUAAGGGAGUUAAGGAGAAGUAUCGAGUAUGGUGUUAACGUGGCAGACGAGUCGACCUUUGCGACUAUCCUCAUCCUCCACGUUUUCGGGAGAUUCGGCGAUGUCAACAGUGACUCGUCCACGGCACACCUAUCUGCAGCAGCCAGGUUGCAUGCCGCCAUCAACCGACCUCCUUCAAAUGCUCACCAAGCAUUGACUGUUGAGGCGUUCAUCUACCAAAUUGCAAAAAACAGUACUUUUCGACCUAGUCCCUUGGAAAACUACGAAGACCUCUCAAAAAUAAUACGGCUUUGGUCGGAUUCUUCUGUGCUUCAGCAGAGUGCCUCCAGCCCUCAACUCAAGACGGUCGGGUUAUCGGCUUUCCUCCCUAUCUGGACCUUUGACAUCAUAUUCAAGGCCUCCCAUGUACUACACAAUAGGUGCAAGAUUUCUCCAGAUGAAAUGAGAAAAAGGCUAAAUGAGCUGCAUUCUCAACUUGACAAGCUACAUCAAGGACUGUCGCCCCCUGACAGCCCCCCGGAAGAGAAAAUUGGCGAACAGAUGGACCCAGAUCAUGCUGACCAACUUAUCCAUGAGGAAGCAGUAGUCCCGCUUGAGCUGAACAAAAGCUCUCUAUGUAAUGACUACACCGACGAGGGCUUCCAUAUGCGACAGCUCUACUUUUUGGCAGCGAGCCUCCUCAUCCUGAAGCUGGCAUGUCCUGCCACUACAGUCGACGACUCGAACGUUACGACAACCUUCAAAUCCGCACUGUUUCAUCUCCGCCACAUCCGAACUGAUAUGCCAUGCCUGCUCUGGCCAAUCACUGUACUUGGAAUUGCCGCUUCGUCAAGUCAAGACAAGUCGGUGAUUAUUGCACACGUGGAGGCAAUGCGUCACUUUGCAGGUGAACGAUCGGCGACGUCAAUUCUGCAAUUUCUGGCGUCGGCAUGGGGAACUCGAGAUACGCCGUCUGCCGUUGAGUUGGAGGACAAUGGUCAGAAAGGCUUGAGAAAGGAGGGAUUUGCGUCCCCAGAUGGGUUUGGCUACUUUUCUGCAGCAGACAGUGCUUUGGGGCUGGACGUGUUAUUCAACGAGUCACUUAUGAGGACAGUCAUCGUGUAG
Messenger RNA from Fusarium vanettenii 77-13-4, 1719 nucleotides. RefSeq lists its product as uncharacterized. Gene Ontology annotation, molecular function: transcription cis-regulatory region binding; zinc ion binding; DNA-binding transcription factor activity, RNA polymerase II-specific. The transcript has 3 exons. The record is from RefSeq and is a predicted model, not a curated record. Bases 1 to 1719 code for a protein of 572 amino acids. Lineage: Eukaryota; Fungi; Ascomycota; Sordariomycetes; Hypocreales; Nectriaceae. Gene Ontology annotation, cellular component: nucleus. Gene Ontology annotation, biological process: positive regulation of transcription by RNA polymerase II.